UUCCUGGUCCACCUGUCGACAAUGUUAUUCUUGGACACUAUGCUUCUUUUUUAAAUAAAGAAUUAGGUGAAGUUUUUGCCUACUUAUCAAAACAAUAUGGUGGGAUAUUUAAGUAUCACGGCUUAUGGAAUAAACCAUACAUAGUAAUUUCCGAUCCAAAACUUGUCCAACAAGUGCUUGUGAAUCGUCCAUAUGAAUAUCCAAGGUUCGUUUUUAACAGAAACAUGGUCAAGGAAUUUUUGGGUGAUGGCAUCAUACUUGCUGAGGGUGAUUCUCAUAAACGACAAAGAAAAAUGAUGAAUCCUUUAUUUGCUUUUGCAAAUGUUAAGGAAAUGGUUCCAACAUUCGUUCAAGCUGGCCAUAAAUUAAAAGAUAUAUGGAUGAAACAAAUUGGUGACAAGAAAGAGGAAAGAAUUACGGUUACAACAUUAAUUCCAAAGAUAACUUUAGAUGUUAUUGGUCUUGUUGACUCUGAAUUAGCUCAAGCAUACAAAACAAUAGUGGGCCAAAAUCCUUCGCCUUUAUACAUGGCUCUUGUUGAGCACUUUCCAUUUUUAAGAAACUUACCAACUGAUUAUAAUAAACAAUAUUCUCACUCUAUUAAAAUUAUCAAUAAUGUUUCAGACAAACUGGUUGUUGAACAAAAAAAUAGUCCAGUUAGAGGAACAGAUUUAUUGUCAUUGUUAAUAAAGUCAAAUGAAACCUUACCAGUUGAUGAACAAUUAACACAUAAUGAAUUAAUUGGUCAGGAUCGUCUUCGUAAAGAAGUGCUUGAUAUAUUACCCGAUCGUAAUCAUCAUCCAACUAUUGAUGAGAUUGAACAUUUGAAAUAUUUAGAAUGUGUCUUUAAGGAAACUUUGAGGAUCAUUCCGCCUGGUAUAGUUCAAUAUUUCUUUAUAUUUUGA
Molecule: messenger RNA, 905 nt
Organism: Racocetra fulgida
Lineage: Eukaryota; Fungi; Glomeromycota; Glomeromycetes; Diversisporales; Gigasporaceae
Source: the annotation of a GenBank genome assembly